AUGGUGUUCAAAUCAAGGAUAAAAUGGAUUGCGCUCUUUGUGAUGAUCUUAUCAGUGGGAUCUCUGGUUGUUCAUCUUUCGAUGACCAAGUCUUCAGGUGUACAGUUGGCGUAUUAUGCAAGAGAUACCCUUUGGCAAGAUUUUGAUUCAUUGUUAGGGGCACAGGAUUUUAGAAAUAAGCACUUGUGGCGACCUGUUAAAUCGUUAGAGACCUUGCAGCCCUAUGCCAAUCCAAGAAUUAGUUUCCCUGCGCCCAGUUCAAAAAACAAUGGCUUCAUUUAUGCAAAGAUAUUUGGUGGAUUUGACAAGAUAAGAUCUUCUUACAAGUACCUCUUCAUUAUUCUCUUGUUACCGGAAUAUUACAUCACUAAUCGUAACAAAAACGUUGAUUGCUUCAAGCACUGGGUUAUUCUCUAUAAGGAGCAUCUAGAAGCUAGCGUUGCUCUUCUUAGAAAGCUUGUAGACGAAGGAAGGAUCACUCCCCUGAAUUAUUAUUAUCAUCAUCACCUUACUGUCAAUCGAACUGUGAGGCUAAAGCCAUCACUGAAGGAGGAGCCACUUCCAGGGGAGAGUGGCGACCUCAAAAUGGCACGCACUACUGCUGUGUUUCUAGCCGCUGCAGGAGGCAUUGCAGGAUCGGCACUUAGCUCUUGCUUCCCACUCUAG
Microthlaspi erraticum is the source of this 666-nucleotide messenger RNA. The record is from the annotation of a GenBank genome assembly. Lineage: Eukaryota; Viridiplantae; Streptophyta; Magnoliopsida; Brassicales; Brassicaceae.